AUGGCUCUCGCACGCUCUUUACGACGCACGAAUCCGAUCACUAUCGUCUUAGCCGGUCUACUAGCUAUAGGAUUCCUCUUCUUCAUCUUCUCUCCGACCUCCACGGCGGCUUUUACUUCGCAGGAACGACAUGAUGACGCUGCCCAGAACCCUCUCUCGCCGCCCACAAAGCCAUUUCACAAGUCUCAGGCUGUUGGCGGAGGUAGGAGGAUACCCCCUCCCGUCGUACACUACAACAUGAACAACCUUACCUCCACCGGCACCGCGGCCAGCAACCGGGAACGUAUCCUCGUCCUCACCCCCUUGGCGCGGUUCUACCCCGGUUACUGGGAAAACCUCUCCAAGUUCACCUAUCCUCACCAGUACAUCUCCCUGGGCUUCAUCAUCCCCAAGACCCGUGAAGGAAACGCAGCCUAUGCCGCUCUACAGUCCGCCAUCACGAAGGUCCAGUCCGGUCCGAUCGAUGACCGGUUCGCCAGCAUCACCAUCCUCAGACAGGACUUUCCUCCACCCCUCCAGUCACAGGACGAAAAGGAACGCCAUAAGCUGGAAAACCAAAAGGUACGCCGGGAGUCGAUGAGCCGUGCUCGCAACAGCUUGCUCUUCACCACCUUGGGCCCGUCGACGUCCUGGGUCCUCUGGUUGGACGGUGACAUCAUCGAGACACCCCCGACCUUGAUCGAGGACAUGACCAGCCACGACAAGGCCGUCCUCGUAGCAAACUGCUACCAACGAUUCCUCAACCCCGACACCAAGGAGAUGGAUAUUCGACCAUACGACUAUAACUCCUGGACCGACACCGCUCGAUCCCUCGACAUUGCCAAAAACUUGGGCCGCGAUGAGAUCAUGCUGGAAGGGUAUGGCGAACUACCCACCUUUAGAAACCUGAUGGCUCUUAGCGCAGACAGGUCACCAGAGAGGAACACCAGCGAGAUAAUGGAGCUGGACGGUGUCGGUGGCACCGCGUUAAUGGUCAAGGCUGCCGUUCAUCGUGAUGGGGCCAUGUUCCCUCCCUUCCCCUUCUACCACCUUGUUGAGUCCGAAGGCUUUGCCAAAAUGGCACGAAGACUUGGAUGGAAGUGCUACGGUUUGCCUAACUAUUUUGUAUGCUCCCCCUACGCUCUGCUCUGUUGGUGA
Messenger RNA from Microsporum canis CBS 113480, 1137 nucleotides. RefSeq names its product MNN9 protein. Gene Ontology annotation, molecular function: alpha-1,6-mannosyltransferase activity. Gene Ontology annotation, biological process: cell wall mannoprotein biosynthetic process; protein N-linked glycosylation. Bases 1 to 1137 code for a protein of 378 amino acids. Gene Ontology annotation, cellular component: mannan polymerase complex. The transcript has a single exon. The record is from RefSeq and is a predicted model, not a curated record. Lineage: Eukaryota; Fungi; Ascomycota; Eurotiomycetes; Onygenales; Arthrodermataceae.